Daldinia childiae is the source of this 2634-nucleotide messenger RNA. RefSeq names its product Protein HID1. Gene Ontology annotation, cellular component: Golgi medial cisterna; Golgi trans cisterna; membrane. NCBI's taxonomy places the organism in Eukaryota, Fungi, Ascomycota, Sordariomycetes, Xylariales, Hypoxylaceae. Bases 1 to 2634 code for a protein of 877 amino acids. The record is from RefSeq and is a predicted model, not a curated record. The transcript has 5 exons.
AUGGGUGCCAGCGACUCUAAGCUAGUAUUCAAAAAGGGGAUCUUCAGGUUGUCAGAAGAGCGACAUAUACCUGCCGAUGACCCAUAUUGGACAUCUUUCUGGGAGCUCCCGGAGUCCUCCGAGGACAUAUUUAGUCUCUUUGCGCCUGCAGAUAUUCGUCGAACUCGUGAUAGAGCAAUUGAGAAUCUAGAAACUCUUAUACUUGCUGUGACGUCUCGCCUUUUCAUAUUGCGACACCAUCCCUCAUUCCCCGACCCCGAGUUCGCACCCGAGCGCGAUGCCCUAAAUUGUAUCCGUAUCCUUACCCGCGUUCUGCCCUACCUGUACGAAGUAGACCACCUGCAAGGCUGGGAAGAUAAGUUCUUUUGGGGUACUAGGCGAAAGCGGACGAGGCGAGCUACUAUCGCGAACGAGGUGCUUUUCGAUGAAGCGGAGGAAGAAGCGAAGCCGCUCCCUGCUGACGAGUUCGAGGAGGCAAAACCCUUAGCAGAAGAGCUUAUCGAUACUCUCAUCGACCUCCUUUUCUUCUCUGACCUAACAGUUCCGAAGCAGCCUCAUGGCAAGCCAAAAGUCACCUAUGCCAUUUGGCAGAGCGGCGUGGGCUGCAACACAGCUGUACCUACGACAAAGGAGUACGAGAGUAACCGAGGCGAGAUCCUGCGCCUUCUCUUGACUCUAGCGGGUCAGAGCAUGUAUAUGUCCCCCAGCAUACUACCAACUAGGGGGGCCAGGUCUCUAACAUAUAUUUGCACAUGUCCGGAUAAGCAAGUCGUCUUAUCCGUCUUGUGUUCCCUAUUGAAUACUACCCUCAAAUAUAAUCCAGCAAGCUGGCGUGUGCCUUAUAACACUCUUAUGUUCAAGGACCCAAAAGAGAUCCUCAUCGCCUAUACCUUACAGUUCCUACUAGUCACCCUUAUUUACCCAAUACCCGAGCCCGCUACUGGCUCUGCGCCCAAGAAUUAUUAUCGCCAUUUCCUCGGAAGACUACAUCGUCCUCAAGAUUUCCAAUUCAUUGUUGAUGGUAUGACGCGGAUACUCAAUCAACCUAUGCAGGCCAACAUCUCGUAUAUUCCCGGGACCCAAACUACGACUAGAUUCUCUCCCGAGAUAAUAAUGCUGUUCUGGGAGAUCACCCAAUGCAACAAACGAUUUAGAUCUUUUAUGAUCGAUACGCAGAGAGCACACGACUUUGUUAUCCUCCUCCUUUUCUACGCCACUGAGCAUAAGACAGAUGCCUCAAAACAAGGCGUCGUACGAAUGUGCGCAUUCUUGCUACAGACGUUGAGUGUCGAGAAGAACUUUGGCGUCAAUCUCAAUAAGCACUUCGAAGGACAGGAAACAUUGCCAGUUGUUAUUCGAAUCCCUGGGUUCAAAGGCACAUAUGCCGAUUUCUUGAUACAGUCCAUAUACAACCUCAUCACAAGAAGCCAGGGCAAGCUUUCUGCCAUAUACCCUGCGCUACUCGCCGUGAUUAACAACAUAGCUGCUUAUCUAGAGGGCAUCAACGGCACGACGGGUUCAAAACUACUACAGUUGUUCAAUUCGAUGUCCUCCCCUUCAUUUCUUCUUGCUAAUGAUAGUAACCACGAUCUCCUCGCAUCUCUCCUAGAGUCGAUGAACGCUCUGAUUGAGCAUCAAUACAAGAAGAAUCCUCACUUUAUCUACCUAAUAUUGAAGAGUAGAAAACGUUUUGAGGCGUUACGAAAUUUUACGCUUGAGAGCGGGCAAGAGGAACUCGAGCGAAGAAGUCGUCGAAGGAAGGAAACUGGACAGUCACUAGACCCAUUGGAUGCAAGCUCUAGGCGUAGUUCCGUCGAGAGUCUACGCAGCCCCGUUACAACACAACCAAGAACACCAACGUUAAGCAAUGUACCAGAGGAGGAUACGACGUUUGCUAUCGGCGAUGCUGAGGAUGAUAGCGAUGAGGAGGACGAUGACCGACCGACACCGGCGCAAUCGAGUCCGAGCGAGAAUCCUUCUCGGGCCUCUUCUGUUGUCGAUGUAGAAGAUGCAGUACCAACGCAACUAAGGGGAAUGUCGGAGAAAGCUAGGGGGAAAAUGCCUGCGGGCGUACCGACAUUCUCUCGGCAGAAUAGCGUGACAAGUCUCAGUAGCUAUUCGGCAGCCGGUCAAUCCGCACCUGGUAUUUUCGAGCCUUCGGCGGAAUGGAUCGAGAGUUGGCUUCCCGAGCUUCCUCUCCAUACGAUCCUCACCGUCAUCCAGCAAUUGACCGUGUUAAUUAACCGGCAAGGACUGACGGCAGAAGUACCAUCAUCCGCAACCUUGAAGGCCAUCCAAGAGGCAGACUUAGUCGGCAUAGAGCCUUCCUCGAUUAGAGUGCAUUCAUUCGAGUGGUCGCCCCUAGCUCUAGGUUGGUACGAAUCGCUAGUUUGGAGCUUCGUUUUCGCAAGCGAAAUGCAGGUCUCGAGGGGCACCGUUGGCGUGUGGAACGGAACGGCGAUCAAGUUGUUUAAGGUGCAGGAAACUGCCGCCCAAGGCCCGACCUUAACAUCUCCCCGAGGAGCGGUAGAUGCCGUCGGGAACAACAUCGUGUCGAGGAUCGGGUCUAUCAAUCUGCGAGGUGCGCAGGUGUCCCCAUCAUCUCCUGGACUUCAGCCGCAGCGCAAUGCGUAG